UUCCGCCCCCCGCCCCGCCCCAGCCGCUCUCCCGCCGCCUGCUUCGCGCUUCCGCUGCGCGUUCCCAUGGCGCUGAAGCGGAUACAAAAAGAACUAAGUGAUCUGCAGCGAGAUCCACCAGCCCACUGUUCUGCCGGACCUGUUGGAGAUGACUUGUUUCAUUGGCAAGCAACUAUUAUGGGACCUCCUGAUAGUGCAUAUCAAGGGGGAGUAUUUUUUCUCACAGUGCACUUUCCAACAGACUAUCCUUUCAAACCACCAAAGAUUGCUUUUACAACAAAAAUAUAUCACCCAAACAUAAAUAGUAAUGGGAGUAUUUGUCUUGAUAUCUUGAGAUCACAAUGGUCACCAGCUCUGACUGUUUCUAAAGUUUUAUUGUCCAUAUGCUCCUUACUUUGUGAUCCUAAUCCAGAUGAUCCUUUAGUACCAGAUAUUGCACAGAUCUACAAGUCAGACAAGGAAAAAUUUCUACAGGAUUAGCUCUUUAAAUAUUGAGAAUAGUGAUGGAUCCAGUAGAAAACUAUAGGCAUACACAACUGUUGGUAACUGAUUUUUUUUUUAUACUUAGUUACAUAAAACCUUCACACUUCUGUGUAACAGAUUUAUUGCAUGAGAAAUCAUUUUCCCAAAUAUUAAUUAUUUGUUGCUACUGCAAUCCUCUGGUAGUAAAACCUGUACAGAAGAUUUUUUUGACCUGUUUAACUGAGAUGUUUGGUACCUGUUUUUUCGUGUUGAGCCAUUGAAGACUUGCAGUGUAUGCAGUGGCCUGUGGCUCAUCAUGUCACAGAUUCAGGAAGAUUUGAGUAUUGCUUUUACCUUGAGCAGUAGACAGCAAAGGAGUGAUGUAGAAGUUACAUGGACAUCUGUGGUCUAGUAUUUCUCUGCCUAGACUAAGAAUUAUUAAAAUGGCCUUUUCCUCACAGUUCAUUGUUUGGCAUAGUCAAAUCACGUAACUUCUGAAGUGCUUGAAUGCUGUAGUCUAUUCUGCAAAGUAGGUAGUGUUCAAGUUGAGGAUGUUGUGCAUCAGCUUCUUCCCAUUUGUGACUCAACGUUUUUCCACCCACCUACUUAUUAGUGGUUUCAGCUGUUGUCCCUCCUGUUUGUGGAGGAAGUGAAUGAGGGAUGGUUUUCUAUCUCCAAACCUCAAAAUUUAGUCAUUGCUAGGGAAAGUGAGAAAAUGUAUAGUCUUGACUAUAGCUUUAUCUUUUUAUGAUGAUCACCUAUUAAAUUUUUCUUUGUUUUUUCUUGGAUUUAGGAGAUUAAAGAUAUGAUUGGUUACCCUGUAGCAUUUAUCUAUGAGUAUUUUACUAUAAGUAAAGAUCCAAAGACUUGUAUGGUAGCAUAUUCUUAAGAAGAAAACCAAUUAGUACAUGAGUUGCUAUACUGAUCUUAAGAAAAAGAGUUAAAAACUUGUCAGUAUUGUUCUCUGCAUGACUCAAGAAAACAAAUCCAGUCUAAAAAGUAGAGUGUGGUAAAUGUAAGGACCAGAGGGGAAGCUAUCAAUUCUCUAAGGACAUUUAUCCUUAGGAUUAUGGAAUUAAAAGAUAAUCAGCUUCGUACUAGAAGGAAAAGGCCGAAGACUUAAAACCUAGUAAAAAAUGCUUUUUGGAAAAUUUUCUUUUCAAGUUCUGAAAUGCAGCUGGCAGUGCAGAAUGAAGAAUAAAAUCCCAGUUAAUUAUACUGAAUUUUAUGGAACUAAAAUGUGUAAAUUUUGUUAGACUCAUAAUAGCAUAUGCCUUUAGGAGCAAUUUGACAACAAAUUCCUGUAUAGGUGCAAAUAAGGGAACCAGUUGUGAAACACAAAUGAAGGAUGCACAAUGCUAUGCAAUUCAAUGCAAACCUGUGAAGUUGGGUUUGAGUCUGAAUAGCUAUGAUAGGUAACCUUAGAAAUUGAACAUGUAGUGGAUAUAUACUUCUUGGCUUUUAGACUGUGUCAGUGUUCUUUGACUCUGCUCAGAGGUGAAAAGCUCAGUAACACCUAUAUUAAGUAAAUAAGUGGCCAUUGUCAAUGUAUCACUAACAGUUGUUCACUGUAAUGCCUUCUUUCUGCACGUACAGAUACAACAGACAUGCAAGAGAAUGGACUCAGAAAUAUGCAAUGUAAACUUUUGAAGACGUUUUCAUAUACCACAGAGUACUGUAAAUUCUAGGUUUUUUCAAAAUUAUAAGGAAAUGGAGCAGUUUAUGGUUUCAGUGUGACACCUCUUGAAUUUUUUUUCACCCAUGUAAGUGUUUCUGGAGCAAGAGAGGACAAACUUCUGAAAAUAACCUUAUGACUUUGGUAAGAAUAUUUAUCCUCUUUGUAUGCUUUACAGAAGACAUUUAUUAUAGUUUUUAAGAGUUGAACAGCUACAUCUUCAGACUACAAGAUCUAUAAUUCAGUUGUAAAUCAUUGAAACUAUUUUUGCUGGGAAAAGCUUUUUUCAUGUGAUGAGUACUGUAUGUGUGUCAUUGAAGUAUCUUCUCUGUUUCGUAAGUAUGUUCAAGUUCUUUUGUUAGUUCUCAUAUAUAAUUUGUAUUUUUUUUACUGUAUAGACUAUUUUACUUACACUGUAAGUAAUUUUAUUUUAGACUUGCUUGUGCACAGUAUUGACAAGGUGAAACUGCUAAUAGUGAAAAUAAUUGGAGUAUCUCACUCAUUAGAAUAUUCUGAAGACUGACUGCAGACUUCUUAAAACCUAAAAUGAUCAUUGCACUCUAAAUCUUUGUGUGCUGACUUGGUUUUGAUUCUGUUGCAUACUUGACAUAAUUUUAUCGCAAUGUGAACUAGUUGCACUGAUAUGUAGAAAUAUAUGUAACCAUUUUAUUGCUAUUGACAACUGAUUUUUGAUGUGUGGGCAACAUAAUACUAUCACAGACCUUUUACAAAUCCAGAUGUAGCCCUUUCCAUAUAAAUAAAAUACAUUUUCUACUUUC
Molecule: messenger RNA, 2916 nt
Organism: Parus major (Great Tit)
Lineage: Eukaryota; Metazoa; Chordata; Aves; Passeriformes; Paridae
Gene: UBE2D1
Product: ubiquitin conjugating enzyme E2 D1
Exons: 7
Coding region: 67-480 (137 amino acids)
Biological process (GO): protein polyubiquitination; ubiquitin-dependent protein catabolic process
Cellular component (GO): nucleus
Molecular function (GO): ubiquitin conjugating enzyme activity
Source: RefSeq, a predicted model, not a curated record